Molecule: messenger RNA, 2833 nt
Organism: Nasonia vitripennis (jewel wasp)
Lineage: Eukaryota; Metazoa; Arthropoda; Insecta; Hymenoptera; Pteromalidae
Product: apyrase
Exons: 11
Coding region: 175-1920 (581 amino acids)
Biological process (GO): AMP catabolic process
Cellular component (GO): plasma membrane
Molecular function (GO): 5'-nucleotidase activity
Source: RefSeq, a predicted model, not a curated record
UUUUUCUCCUAAUCGCAACGCGAGGAGAUAGUUGGCAUUUCGUAAAAGCAUCCGAUAAACAGGACGCCAUAGUGAUUGUGAAAUGCGAAAUUUACGCCUGACUUUUAAUUCAUUUAGCUGAUAAUAUAGAUAAGAUGGAAAGGUGGUCGGCUACACCUGGCCUGCGCGUAGCCAAUGCUGACCAUUCGGCAGAGAAUGUCGCGCGGGAAGCUCGGCUCGCUUCUACUCGGCCUCUUGGCCUGCUGCGCCGGAUACAGCAAGGGGUUCACCGCCAAUAAUCUCGUCUACCCCGGCCAGAAUGAGUUCUUCGAGCUGUCGAUCGUGCACCUUAACGACUUUCAUGCUCGCUUCGUCCAAACGAGUUUUACAUCCGGCACUUGUCACAAGGGCAGGAAUCACGAGUGCAUCGGAGGUCUGGGCCGCGUAGUGACAGCCUCGCGCCAGCUGAUGCAGGAACGACCGAACGCCAUUUUCCUGAAUGCUGGUGAUCAUUACCAGGGCACGCUGUGGUACAACGUGCACAAGUGGAACGCCACAGUCCACUUUAUGAACAAAUUGCCACAUGACGCCAUGACAAUAGGCAACCACGACUUUGACGAUAAAAUAGCUGGACUCGUACCUUUUCUCGAGCGAGCCAAGGCGCCCGUCGUCGUUACGAAUAUCGACAUCGCCGGGGAGCCUUCUUUGCGAGGCUACUUCCAGAACAGUACCGUCAUCACGAGAGGCAACCGGACGAUCGGCGUGAUCGGUGUCAUCAUCAAGACGACCAAUACUCUAUCGAGUACCGAAAAUCUUGGAUUCUUGGACGAAGUCGAGACGGUCAAUGCCGAGGCCGAGAGAUUGAGAGCCAGAGGUGUCAACAUCAUAAUUGUCCUGAGUCAUGCCGGACUCGACGUCGACAGGAUAAUGGCGGCCAACUGUCCCGAAAUCGACGUGAUCGUCGGCGGACACUCUCACACCUUUCUCUAUACCGGAAAGCCCCCAUUUAUCGAUGUACCGGAGGACGAGUAUCCAGUGGUGGUGAGGCAAACGGCGGCGGCGGCGGCGGCGGCGGCGGCGGGAAGCAGCCGCGCUCCGCGGACGGUACUGAUCGUGCAAGCCGCGGCCUACACGAAAUACUUGGGAAAUCUGACGGUGUGGUUCACUCCGCAAGGCGAAGUCGCCGAUUGGGAGGGAAAUCCGAUUCUCCUGGACAGUUCCAUCGAGGAAGACCCCGAGAUCAUGGAGGAGCUGAUGCCGUGGGCGGAAGUUGUCGAGGCGACCGGCCAGGCGGUCGUGGGCGAGACGCGCGGCUUUCUGAACAGCUCCUGUCGCAGCGGCGAGUGCAAUUUGGCCAACCUCAUCACCGAUGCGAUGGUCUACAGCUAUCAAGGCAAAGGAGGGCCGAAACAGUGGACCUACGCGGCGAUCAGCUGCAUGAACGCCGGCGGCAUAAGGAACGGCAUACCGCCCGGCGUAAUCACGUACGGCGACCUGGUCACGGUGCAGCCCUUCGAGAACACCUGGGACGUGGUCGAGGUCAGGGGCGAGGACCUUCGCCUCGUCCUGGAGGAGUCCGUGUCGCGCAGCUACGAGAAGGACAAGUUCGUGGGCGCUGGUUUCCUGCACUGGGCUGGCAUCAGAGUCGUCUACAACAUUUCGAAGCCCGCCUUCUCCCGCAUCGUCGACUUGAGCGUCAGAUGUCAGGCCUGUGAAAAGCCGGUGUACGAGCCAUUGGAUGAGGAGGACUGGUAUCGGCUGGUCGUGCCGGCGUUCCUGCUGAAAGGCGGCGACAACGUGACAGCCUUGCAAGAGCGUCACCGCCACCGCGAGCCCGGUCCUCUCGAUGUCGACGAAAUCACCGAGUACAUCAAGGCUAUCUCGCCGUUCAAGUACGAGAACGAGCAGCGCAUGCUACUGCUCGGGGAGUGGAGGGGUUGAAAUUUGUUAUUUUCUCAUUUUCAUCCAUCCAUGAGUGCGUACUUGCUGCAAAUAAAUGCGAUCCCAAAUGCAGAGAGUUAUUCUUCUUGCCUUUUCCGACAACGCACGUGCAUACGAUUCUCGAGCCGGACGUGCCUAUACGUCUCGCGCUCACAAUGGGGCAGCGACGGCCCAUAUGGUUUCCAAAUGCCGGCUGCGCGGCACGCGCGAGAGCCGAUUGCAAGGGAUAAAAAGAGAGGGGGAGAGACACAUUUUAUACUUACGCAGGCGGCGUCGACGAGCCAGAGGGGGCUUCUUGCGUGCGUAGGCCGUGUAGGGUCGCGCUCUGCCCCGCAGUCGGGCUCGCUCGCCCCCAGCUGAUGCCGCCGCGCCAGUAGAGCCUGCCGUAGGUCUCGGCUGUCGAUCGUUACGAAAUACUCGGCAGCUGCCUUGUUCUUGAUGUUGUUGCUGUUUCUUCGCACCCAAACGUAUCAGUAUGAUCCCCGAGCGAGACGACUUCUACCGGUUGCAGUCCACAGCUCCCGGCCCGCAUUCGGGGCAUGAUGCAGCUGCUGCAGCAUCCGGCGCUAAUCGACUGCUCAUGCUCUGGCGCGACCAUGACACUGACAGAACAGCCGCGAGCCAGCAGUCGACCGCCUGGUCGCGAUACCUCUGCUACGUCGAGGCGAUGCAAUCUCAGGGCCACAAGUUCGACCAGAAAUACCUUCUCGAGGCCAUGUUCCGCGGCAAGGAUCUCGUCUACAGGGGCAACUCCGCUUCUACCGCCUCCGUGUAAACGUUUUAUUUCUCACCACCACGUGUGUACCUAUAUAAGAAAUCAUUGUAACUAGUCGAUCCGCAAUUUUAAUUUAAGUAUAGAGGGAAAGGUUGUGUAGAAUAACGCAAAUAAAGCUAACAUUCAUUUUACACCUUU